Molecule: messenger RNA, 778 nt
Organism: Motacilla alba alba
Lineage: Eukaryota; Metazoa; Chordata; Aves; Passeriformes; Motacillidae
Gene: NPM2
Product: nucleophosmin/nucleoplasmin 2
Exons: 10
Coding region: 110-694 (194 amino acids)
Biological process (GO): positive regulation of DNA replication; chromatin remodeling
Cellular component (GO): cytoplasm; nucleoplasm; nucleolus
Molecular function (GO): histone binding; chromatin binding; RNA binding
Source: RefSeq, a predicted model, not a curated record
GCGGGGUCCCUGUGACCCCAUAAGUGCCGCUGUGGGGUCGCCCCCCGGCUGUGGGGUUCCCCUGGGGCUCGGAGCUGCGCCGCUGCUUUGGGCUGUGCCACCCCCAGCCAUGUCCUUCACGGACAGCACCGACAGCGGCUCCGACAGACCCGUGUCCGUCCUUUGGGGGUGCGAGCUGAGCAGCGCCCGGAGCUCCUGCACCUUCCGCGUGAGCGAGGACUGGCACUGCGAGCAGCAGCUGGUGCUGCGCACGGUGUGCCUGGGGGACGCGGCCCGCGACGAGUUCCACGUGCUGGAGGUGGUGGCCGAGGACGGCGACAGCCGCGCCCCGGUGCCGCUGGCCACGCUCAAACCCUCGGUGCUGCCCACGGCCUCGCUGGCCGGAGUGGAGCUGACCCCUCCGGUGACCUUCCGCCUGCGGGCCGGCUCCGGCCCCCUCUAUGUCAGCGGCCAGCACGUGUCCAUCAUGGACCUGACCUCGGAUGAGGAGGAGGAGGAGGAAGAGGAGGAAGAGGAAGCAGCGGAGGAGGCCCCCAAGAAGCCCCCCAAGGGCUCGGGUGCCCAGAAGGGCAGCACCGCCAAGAAAAGGAAGCGGGAAAAGGAGGAGGAGCCGAACAGCCUCGCCCCCGCGGGUCCCCCCCCCGCCAAGGGACGCGGCGCCGGCCGGGGCAGGAAAGCGGCAGCGAAGAAAUGACGGGAAUUGGGGAAUUCCCUCCAGGUGCCGGGAGCAGCAGCUGGUGCUGGUGGUGGUGUCGAUCCCAAUAAAGCGCAUUUUGCA